Nelumbo nucifera (sacred lotus) is the source of this 321-nucleotide messenger RNA. NCBI's taxonomy places the organism in Eukaryota, Viridiplantae, Streptophyta, Magnoliopsida, Proteales, Nelumbonaceae. The record is from RefSeq and is a predicted model, not a curated record.
AUGGCAGCUUCUUCUACUAUUCGGUUGUUUUUGGUGUUGGCAGCUUUGUUACUGGUUGCUGUGCACCAGGUCUGUGCACAGGAUUGCCAAGAAGAUAUUAAAGGUUUAAUAAAGGAAUGCACGAUAUAUGUUAUGAAGAUUGGACCAAAAAUUCCGCCAUCUAAAGGAUGCUGUGACGUUGUGAAGAAUGCCAACUUAGAAUGUGUGUGCCAGCACGUGACUCGCAAGGUGGAGCAGUUGAUUAGCAUUGACAAGGCCGUCUAUGUUGCUGAUUCCUGUGGCAGACCUCUUCCCCAUGGCCAGAAAUGUGGAGGUGAUUAA